Cladophialophora immunda is the source of this 4140-nucleotide messenger RNA. RefSeq lists its product as uncharacterized. Gene Ontology annotation, biological process: proteolysis; DNA-templated transcription. Gene Ontology annotation, molecular function: zinc ion binding; serine-type endopeptidase activity; DNA binding. The transcript is spliced from 6 exons. The record is from RefSeq and is a predicted model, not a curated record. Bases 1 to 4140 code for a protein of 1379 amino acids. Lineage: Eukaryota; Fungi; Ascomycota; Eurotiomycetes; Chaetothyriales; Herpotrichiellaceae.
AUGAGCGAUGAUUCUUCUGAAGGGGAGUGGGUCGAUAUCGACGGGGAAUACGAUGAGCUUAUAGCCACUACCGCAGGUGAAAUCGCCGAGGGUUGGGAGGGGACAUCCCACAACGAAGCUCAAGGUCUGCGGAAUUUCUCACGACAAAUGACUUCAGAUCCAGCAUGUCCAUCGAGUCAAACAGCGAUCCAAAACAUUGCAGACUAUCUUUCUCUCCACAACACGUCGUCUCAGCAUGUCUCGCAACCGCUCGAAGAUCUCUCAAAACGCCGUUGGGCAAAGAGAUUCGAUCUGGAAGAAUACUCCAAGCCAGUCACUACAGCGUUACACGACACCUUCUACAAAACUGCCUAUUUACCUUGCACAUGUGCAAGGAACGACAGACCCGUCUGCCUGUCAGAGGCGUAUCUUUGCGCGUUGCGUCUGGAAGGGAAUCCGCACGUUCCGGGAGACGACAACUAUUUUUUCUUUGACUCGGUCAUUGCUCGCAAGAAUGACGAGAGUUACCGGUGGACACCUAUACAGUUUCAGCUACCCAGGAGGACUAAAGAGAGAACCCGAGAAGAUCUCCCUCCCGGCCCCCCUGACAUCGAGAACGAGACAUCAAAACGUCAAGACUCAUUGGGAGUGCUGAACGACUUUUGUACAAUCUUAGGAUGGAACAUAACGUGCUUCCGCAUUUACAUCACUAAGACCGGUGCAACCCAACACUUUUGCCAUGGUGUGGAAGAGGUCUUCUCAACUAUCUUCCCGGAGAAAGGAAGACCGUUAUUCCUUUUCACGGCGCUAAAGGAAGGCAAAUUGUCGGCCAGACACAAGAUUUUUCUUGCAUUCAUCAUAUCGAAAGCAUUCUGGCAGUACUAUGAUUCAGAUUGGAUGAAUGUGGAAUGGAGCGUCGAAACAAUACAACUCCUGCAAACAAGCAACCCCGAAUCCGAGACACCGUUUCUCAAGAUCAAGUCGACUACAUCUGACGGCUUGAUGAAACGCAAGCUCGAGUCGCAGAAUACAUCAGAGGGGAUACCUCAGCUACACCGCUAUCCUUACAUCCUCAAUCUGGGCCUUCUCUUAGUCCAACUGGGCUCGAUUACUCCUGAAACAACAAUAUUCGCUGAGAUGACAACAAAUUCGACUGGGGCCGAGAACAACGACAUCUGCGUAUCCUGCUGCACAAAAAUCUCUGAAGAUAAUGUAUGGCCUACAAUCGAGAUUCCGGCCAAACAUAAACUGAGAUACCGUCACAUCGUUGAAGAAUGCCUCCCGACGCCAUCAGAAAUCCCCAAAGCCCUGUUCGAUGUGCAGCUUGAUGCAGCCGGGAGACGAGCGGCACUGAGAGACUAUGUUGUCCGCCCUUUGUUCGAGCUGUUCCAAGACAUGUCGAAUCCAGACACGAAAGAAUUUCAGCCACCACGGGUGACACUGUCCCACAGGCUCCCUGUAUUACAGGCUGAAGAUGUGGCCAACAAGGCCUCCAAAAACCCCAGUGAUUUGGCGUGGGAUUGGCUCAACAAUAUUACCCACUCCUGGUUGCAUAACCACAUCUCUUCUCAGAUCACAAAAUUCAAAAGGCCAAAGAUCGCUAUCAUAGACACUGGCUUUGACGGCCAGGCGCGCUUUGUGGAUCGGAAGCUGAUGCUGCGACUGAACAUGGUUCCCACAGCGGAGAUGAAGUACAACUGGAAAGACUUUUGGGAAUGCGAGGUCGAGCCCCAAGACAACGACGGGCACGGGACAUCGAUGCUUUCGCUCCUUCACCGCAUGGCACCCUUUGCAGAUGUGUGUGUGGCACGCAUCGCAGGUAAAGACGAAGACAUGAGAAGGGAUCCAGAAAAGACAAGCGAUAACCUGGCAAAGGCCAUCCUCUGGGCUGUUGAGGAGCAAGAAGCGGAUAUCGUGUCUCUGUCUCUCGGCUGGGAACAGGAGCAACAAGUCGACCGACAUCGGGUCAUCAGUAAUGCCAUUUCCCACGCACUCUCGCACCGCAACCAGAAUCUCCUGAUUUUCGCCGCGGCGUCCAACCGGGGCGGGAGCAAGCGCGAGCUGUUCCCGGCCAAACACCCCACGAUUUUUUCCAUCCGGGGAACAAAUACCAGGGGGGAGCACGAAGAAUUCAACCCUUCUCUUCCCAAACGUGGAGAAAAGGUGUUUGGCACGCUGGGCCUCGAGGUCCCAGCUUCGAACCGAGGGAGGCCGAAACCACAUUACAGCCACCGAAGCGGGACGUCGGUGGCGACGGCCAUCGCGGCCGGGUUUGCUGCGAUCAUCAUUGGCUACAUCAACAUCCACGACAACGAGGGGCGGUGGGACAACAUUCGGAUACCACGUUCGCGCAAGAAGCGGAAAUGCAGUACUGUUGCCUCGACAGCUCAAAAUCAUCGCAGAACGUCGAGAUCCCCUCCAAGCCCAGCUGACGUCUCGAGGAUCGAGCGCGCAGCUGCGCCCCAACCGUCCAAUUUCUCGCACAGUGUUCGAAUACUUGUCGACCAGUCGACAACGCAUACACCAAUCGCCUACACUGCUGUUGCUGACGAACCCCUGAAUCAGCGCUCGGGACUGCAGACUGCCACUCCGCCACGAUGGACUCAAUCCGGACCAGAAGCGUUCUUUAGCUGGACUGCUCCUCUUCCCGCUCGACAUGUGACCUCAAAUGGUGAACUGGACCAACCUUUCAACCCUUUGGCAACAGAAUCACAGGUCCCAAGCUAUGGUUUCGAGGUGCCGCCAAGAAGUGUACGACAGGAUCUAACCAACGGCUUCCUCGAAUACUGCAAUCCAUGGUUGCCAAUCGUGGAGCACGCUGACCUUGCAAAUCUCGCGCGCAUCGAGCAGCAGUCAGCGUCGAUGCUUCUCGCACAAGCGCUUUGGUUUGCGGCGAGUUGCAUCGACCCAUCUUCGACCGCACCCAGCCAAUUUUACCAACGAGCCAGAGCACUCUUCUGGUCGUGCGGCGAGACCGAUCCGUUUGUCGCCGUCAAGGCGGCGUUGAUGCUAAUGUCGCACGAUUGGCAAGGUCCAGGACACGUUACGUUUGACAGCAGCGAGCUUUGGCUUCACGUGGCCGUCACCAUGGCAUACAGAAUCAAGCUGCACAGGGAUCCUCCUCCCGGUUCGAAAAGUGGCAUACGUCGCCGACUGUGGUGGACCAUUGUUGCACAAGAUUCCUUGAUGUCUUUGUUAUACGCCAGACCUCGAGCUGUCAAUCUCAUGGACUCUGAUGUCCGAGCACUAGACGACGUUGAUUUCGUCGACAGCCAAGCCGAUCCGGCUGCCUUCAGCUUGUACAUGGACAUCUGCAAGGUCCUGGGCGAUCUGGUCGAGUGCUACCGGCGCGGAUUUAUGAGCAACGUGCAUAGAUCCAGUCUCGAGAACAGCCUUCAUCUCUGGCGCCUUCGGCUGUGUCAGUACGAAAGCGUCGAUGCCGACCGGGACAUCUCUCAGGCAACAGAUCAGAGCCUGGUCUUUCGCCAGUUGAAGCUGCCUUAUUUGACGGCUCUAGUGCUGUUUUCUAAGAGCCAGCGCACUCCAUCAACUCUGAAGUGCUCCUCUGCAUCGAACCUACGGAUUUCAGCGACCGCUUCGAUCGCUGCUUCGCUGAGUGCCGGGAUCUUUAAGAGCAUUCUGGAACACGACGAGAUCCAAUAUCUCGGACCGGUGUUCACCAUCUACGCAUACUCAGCAAGCAUGGCGCUCCUCCGACUCUGGGCCUACCCCAAGCUGUGGCAAGCCGCUCAGCCAGAUCUGCAGACAUUACGAGAGGCGUUGCUGAGUCUUGCGAGACACGAUUCCGAGAUGGCUGACGCGGCAAAGGCUUUGGACAAUGCAGUUGAAUCCCUGAAAACAACACGGCAGCAUCGUCCUGCUGAUCUGCCGCGUGUAUCCGACCAGGCACUGUGUCUCAAACUCCUUGAGACCAUGUCACCGGCGGGUUGCCAGCUGUGGAGCCACAUUGCAGAGCUCGUUGACGACUCGAGGUCCAUGGGUGCAGAACGGACGCUCAAUUCACUGGCAGGUGGAGAAGCGAGGGCUGAGAACGCGACCGUCUCCCAGUCACAGCGCGCUGAUUGCUUUCCAGAUUGCUUACUGUCGAGCCAUGAAUUCGCCUAUCACCAGUUUGAAGACUGGAUCCUUCACGAUGGCUGA